UCGACUGUAGAGCCUUGCUUAUCCGGGGAUAUCGCUACUGCUGCUGUUUCUGCUCAGUCUCUAGCUCUCCCCCCUUUUCAGCGGAUUGACACAACAGGGCAGGAAUUAGGAGAAGAAAAACAAGGGGAAAUAUGGCAGAUCUUGGAGCGGGGAGCCUGCUGCCAGGGGAUUCUGCCUCCAACGAUCAAGAGCAAGAGCUGAACGAGCGUCUGAAGCGGCUGUACCCGGCCGUCAACGAGGAAGAGACCCCGUUACCCCGGUCCUGGAGCCCCAAGGAUAAGUACAGCUACAUCGGGCUCUCGCAGAACAAUCUGCGGGUGCAUUACAAAGGCCACGGAAAGAACCACAAAGAUGCAGCGUCUGUGAGAGCUACCCAUCCGAUCCCCGCGGCAUGCGGCAUCUACUACUUUGAAGUGAAGAUCGUUAGUAAAGGCAGGGAUGGGUACAUGGGGAUUGGACUGUCCGCCCAGGGGGUCAACAUGAACAGACUACCGGGGUGGGACAAGCACUCCUACGGUUAUCACGGUGACGACGGACACUCCUUUUGCUCCUCAGGGACCGGCCAACCUUACGGCCCGACCUUUACAACGGGCGACGUGAUUGGCUGCUGUGUGAACCUCAUCAACAACACAUGCUUCUACACCAAGAACGGACACAGUUUAGGUGUGGCAUUCACAGACCUCCCACCAAACCUGUAUCCAACAGUAGGGCUACAGACUCCCGGAGAAAUCGUGGACGCUAAUUUCGGCCAGCAGCCAUUUGUGUUCGACAUAGAGGACUAUAUGAGUGAAUGGAGGGCGAAGAUCCACGGCAUGAUCGCCCGCUUCCCCAUCGGAGAGAGACUGGGCGAGUGGCAGACAGUGCUGCAGAAUAUGGUGUCUAGCUACCUGGUGCAUCAUGGCUACUGCGCUACUGCUAUGGCCUUUGCCCGAGCCACAGAGACCAUGAUCCAAGAGGACCAGACCUCCAUAAAGAACAGACAGAGAAUACAGAAGCUGGUCUUGGCGGGUCGUGUUGGAGAGGCCAUUGAAGCAACACAGCAGCUGUACCCCGGGCUCCUAGAAUGCAACCCUAAUUUACUCUUCAUGUUGAAGUGUCGGCAGUUUGUGGAGAUGGUGAAUGGUACAGACAGUGAGGUACGAUGCUUUAGUGUCCGUUCCAAAACCCAAGACAGUUACCCCGGCUCCCCAAGCCUAAGUCCCCGACACGGAGCUACCAACCCCCACCUGCACAGUACAGGUGCAGACAGUCCUACGUGCAGUAACGGGGUGACCCCUUCUACCAAAAACAAGAGCCACGGCAAAUAUCCUGGAGCAAGCUCCGCCUCUUCCUCUCCUUCAUCCUCCCCUUCCUCAGUCAACUACUCUGAAUCCAACUCCACCGACUCCACCAAGUCCCAGCCACACAGCGCCACCAGCAACCAGGAGACCAGUGACAGUGAGAUGGAGAUAGAAGCAGAGCACUACAGUAAUGGUGUGACGGAGAACUCCUCCACCCGCAUCAUGAACGGAACAUACAAACACCAGGAGAUCCUGCAAGGAGAUGACAGCAGUGUGGGCAAUGGAGUAGCAGAGGACAGCUGUGGCUCAAGGCAGCUGUGUGGGGGCAACCAGGCAGCCACAGAGCGGAUGAUCCAGUUCGGCCGUGAGCUGCAGACCCUCAACGAGCAGCUUUCACGCCAGUAUGGCAAGAAUGCCACGCACAAGAAGAUGCUACAGGAUGCAUUCAGUCUGCUGGCAUAUUCAGAUCCAUGGAACUGCCCAGUGGGCCAGCAGCUGGACCCCACGCAGAGAGAGGCCAUCUGCUCUGCCCUCAACAGCGCCAUAUUGGAGUCUCAGAACCUGCCCAAGCAGCCUCCACUCAUGCUGGCGCUGGGCCAGGCCACCGAGUGUGUGCAGCUCAUGGCCCGAGUGCGCUCCGGCUCCUGUUCCUUCGCCAGAGUCGACAACUUUUUGCACUAGCCCAAGUCCAGACAAUGUUCGGGACAGCUAAGAAGAGGACUUUCCAGUUGGUUGCCAUGAGGAACACGCUCGUUUGAAUUGGUGUGUCGCUUGCCGCUUGCCACAGGCAGUCCGGAUGAGGAAUGACUAGAAACAUAAGGAGGAGAGAGAGAGAGAGAGAGAGAGGCUUAUUUUUAAUUUAGUAUUAUCAAAUACAAAUGUGUGACACUAUUUAAAGAUAAUUAAUUAUUAUUCCGUUUAUCUAGUCAUUUUUAUUUUAGUUUCUAUUUUGUCAGUUUGUUGUGCUCAUCUUGAACCAGAUUUCCCUUUUUGUUUUUAUGGGUGGAUUCAAUGCAUAGUAUUCUAAACACACACCAUAUCGACAGACAUCCACAGUAGUAAACUCUUCUUCAAAGAGCGAGAAGUCUCCCUUAUUCAGAACUCAGGUAUUUGACACGUGUCAUUUUAGCAUGAGACACUGCAGAAUGAGGAACUGCUUUUAGCUAGCAAUACUGCGGCUACUUAUUAAGGCCUCGUUCACUUUUACUGGCUACUGUACCGCUUAACUACAGUUUUAGGCGUUAGGCAGAUACUUUAAUAUUGUAUUAGAGGGAGCUCAGUUUGAUCCCUUUACCCGUUUGCUUUUCUUUCUUUUUUUCAGAUUUAGAACUGAAAGUGUGCGGGAGAUAAGCGAGAAGGUGCAUUGAUUGCUUCAGUGUGUCUCACUUUGAAGCUUGUAGUUAAAGCUCAGGCACCAGCACCAGUUUAUUAGAUUCAGAACACACAGUUGCAUCCAAGUCCAGCUGGAACCAAGUCUAUUUUUACAAACUCUCUCCAAAAAGACUUCUAUUUUAACUCUGAUCUUUCUAGGGUACAGUAUAGAUAUAAUGUAACCCCCCUGCUUUUAUUUUAUUUAAUUUUCUUGGUUCAGAAUAUCAGAAUUGAGCUGUGGGUGUCUAAUUUUGUGUGGCUGUAAUGAAUAAAAACCGUCAAGUUUUGGUUAAAGGAAACCAAGGUUAGCAGUUUCAUUCAUUUCUGACUUCAUCAUUCAGGCUUAGAAGCUGACUUCCUUCACUAAUUCAUAUGUUUUGUUUUUUUGUGUUCACUUGUAUAGCGUUUAUGGCAAGGUUUCCCCAUUAAUGAUUGAUGAAUACUGACAACAUCUAUGUUGAUAUUGUUUUAAGUUGUUUAAGACACAGUCAUUACAUUAUGGAUUGGCGAGUCUGAAUUUGCCCCUUGUUGCAUGUGAGAUGAUAAUUAGACUGCAAAAAAAAAGAAAGCGAUCAAAAGCUCUUAUAUUUGGCAAGAUAUUUGGCAACAUUUUGAUCCUUGUGGUUUCUUGUCUAUAUCUUUGCCCACAUUGUCCCUUUACAUCUUUUCAUCAGUUUUGGCUUCUUUUUUUUCUUCCAGUUAUUUGUACUCCAUCUUCGUUCUUCUUGCAGAUUCCCUUUUUUAUUGCCCCUUUUUCCAUCAUAAGCUGCGCCAUUGUCACUUUGACUCUACACUCAGCACUGACUCAGUCACUGUAGGAUAUGUGGCUAAGGCCUGAUUCUUCCUCUCCUCUUGCUCUUUUAGGGGUUGCUCUCCAGUUGGAUCAGUGUCAUAAUCUCUCUUAUUUUUUCUAGGAUACUCUCUCAUUUCAGUGCGUCCUCGGCCUGUGUUUGUGGGGCGGGGCAUAUAUCUCACAUCCAUGUGUUUAACCCAGUAUUUUGCCCAGUCAGCCAGCGAGUGGUGCUCCACUGUGUUGUUGAAUGUAGCGUAGCCGUUUACUCCGCUUAUUACUCAAGUUUCGCUGCUGGCCACCAUGAGAUUGUUUGUUACAUCCCUGGUUUUUGCACCUACUUUUGGACAUAUUGCAUUGUAUAUUUCAGUUAUACCUCACUCACAUUGCGAACAACCCAGUCUAGCUUGUUCGUGUUGCAGGAAGCAGUAGUAAAUAGGGACGCAAGUAGAGGCUGUGCAGUAGCUGAACCGGGAUGACUUGUUUACCAGGCCAGGCUUGGGGUCCUGGGCUGUUGGAGGGAAUGGUCUAGAAGGUUAUGUACAAACUUCUCAAGGUAAUAUAUCAUCUUUACAAUCAACAGGAGCUAAAAGGCAAAAAACGCAAAAAGGCAAUCUGUUCAGGAAAAAAAAACAGAGUAAAAGUACACUUCUGACCACAUGGUUCUGGCAACAUCUAUGGCUACUGCUUGGCUACUGCUUUGUACACACUCUUAUACCCAGUAAUCCAUGUUCAAGUCGAGAUAUGUUUAAUCAUUUCUUAUUCUGGUAGAUGAAUCGAUGAAGAUAACUGAGUGGUGUUACCCUGUUGCAUGGAGACAUCAUGUGUAACUCUUAAAAGAGCCAUAAUCGUUUAAUAUCGACACACAAUGCCAGCUCGAACUGAAAGCUCGUACUGUUACUGAUUUGUAAGUAGUAGGAGCUUGUUUUAGGAUUGUUUUUUAAUGGCAAAAGAAAAAAAAAAACAGUGUCAUGUUUUUGGGAAUCAGCAAAGGCUAAUCACCCACAAACUGAAAAUUGCCAUUGGAAAGUAAUCCAUCAUCACAGAACAGAAUCUUGAAUAGGGACCUACAGUAUACAAUGAAGGGAAGAAAUUAGCUGAAAGUCCUCCCAGGACACAUUUGUCCCUCUUCGCUUGUCCACGCAGUGCCAUUUUGUGCCUCGGAUGACGGAAGCAGGACAAAUAGAGCUAAAGCUGAAUACAACAAGCUGUGCACAAUUUAAUUAUUUUAUGUUUUCAAAUUUUAUUUGAGUUUUGAUUUUAGCCAUUGUGAAAUGAUUUACCCUCUACUUAGCAUGAACCUUUUAAAAACCUUUAAAACAACAUAAAAAAAGAAAAUGAUAAUGGAGAAAAAAAACAAAACAAAAAACUAUGUACUGGAAACAUGUUAAAGAAAUAUUGUACUCGUUUAAUUUUGACAGAAUUAUUUUUAUUAAAAUACACAUCCAUGAGCAUA
Messenger RNA from Astyanax mexicanus (Mexican tetra), 4897 nucleotides. It is a transcript of the gene ranbp10, whose product is annotated as RAN binding protein 10. The record is from RefSeq and is a predicted model, not a curated record. Gene Ontology annotation, cellular component: cytoplasm. NCBI's taxonomy places the organism in Eukaryota, Metazoa, Chordata, Actinopteri, Characiformes, Acestrorhamphidae. The coding region runs from base 132 to 1961 and encodes 609 amino acids. Gene Ontology annotation, biological process: cell surface receptor signaling pathway; cytoskeleton organization. Gene Ontology annotation, molecular function: protein binding. The transcript has 15 exons.